UAAACAAAUGGCACAUAGUAGGUGCUUAGUAACCAGUGUAGUGGGCAGUCCCGGCUGUGCUGUUUUGUAUUCUUCAUAUGAUCGCUGCUAUGGGUGAGGGUUUUGAGACGGGUUUGUAGCACAAGCUGACUGGAUGUCGCCAUCCUCCUGACUCCACCUAGACAAGCUCUGGUAUUACAGAUGUGUGCCACCAUGUUCCCUGACUUAUUUUUGUAGGCCAAACUACUUAGUUAUUCAUUGCUUUACUGGUUUGUGUCUCAUAAAUGAUUAGGAUUUUUAAGCUCUUAACUUUUAUGUAACUUUUCCCUCUGUACUUACAAUUAGGCUUCCCCUUUCUGUGUUUCCACGUUCACGGUUUCCAGCACUGUGUGCCCAGCCUGUUACCUGUACUGAGCCACAAAGGCCGUUUGUUAGGGAAGGCUGGGGGUUGCUUCUGCUCUGCCUGUGCUUGUGAGUCACACUCUGAGUAUUUCUUUGACUUUGGAUUGUGGUUUCUUGAACUAACUGGAGUGAUGUAAAAGAUGAGUCUUGUUAGGCGUUUCCUGUCUUUUCAAAAGUAUUUGAUGUUGAGCUGUAAACAGGUUUUCUCCAAGGAAACGCUCAACAGUCUCACCCAUUAUCUCCUUGGGACUGGAACGCUGAACAGUCUCAGCCAUUUAUCUCUUUGGGACUGGAACUUUCUAUACUUACUAAUCUCAGCUGAUUAUUGAACAGUUACUGUUGUGUGACUGAAAUAGCUGGUGUAUCACCCCCACCCCACUCCUGAGGUUUUGGGGUAGCUCCACCCUUACCCAGGUCUCCACCCUGUGGGCUGAACUUGUCCUCUGUUCUUCUGGCCACUGAGUAUGUGAGUGAUGUACCACGUGUAUGGGUUGCUGGCCAGAGACAAAUUUUAAGGCUUCUCUAUUCAGAACAGUUUAACUGUGACACUGCUUGGCCAAAGGCAUGGUCUGGGGGCCUGUUCAGCUGCCACUAACCAGUUACCGAAAAGACCAGGACACCUUGCUUUCCUGCGAAGGCAGGGGGGCCUCCGAAUUGCCUGUGGCCCACGUGACAGAUCACUUUGCCAGCUGUGUGGAGGAUGGAUUUGAGGGAGACAAGACUGGAGGCAGUAGCCCAGAAGUUUUGCACCGCCCUUAUGGCUGUGAUGCUGAAUCUCAGGCACUGAAUGAAGCCAUCAGGUGGAGCUCCAAGGAGAACUUGCUGGGAGCCACUGAGAGCGACCCUAACCUCUUUGUUGCACUUUAUGACUUUGUGGCAAGUGGUGACAACACACUCAGUAUCACUAAAGGUGAAAAGUUACGAGUCCUUGGAUACAACCAGAAUGGCGAGUGGAGUGAGGUUCGCUCCAAGAAUGGACAGGGUUGGGUACCAAGCAACUACAUCACUCCAGUGAACAGCUUGGAGAAGCAUUCCUGGUACCAUGGACCCGUGUCCCGGAGCGCAGCAGAGUAUCUCCUCAGCAGCCUCAUCAAUGGCAGUUUCCUGGUGCGAGAGAGUGAGAGCAGCCCUGGGCAGCUGUCCAUCUCACUCAGGUAUGAGGGCCGUGUGUAUCACUACAGAAUCAAUACCACCACGGACAGCAAGGUGUACGUGACCGCGGAGAGCCGCUUUAGCACCUUGGCAGAGCUCGUCCACCACCAUUCUACAGUUGCUGACGGGCUCGUGACCACACUGCACUACCCAGCACCCAAGUGUAACAAGCCGACCGUCUACGGUGUGUCUCCCAUCCAUGACAAAUGGGAAAUGGAGCGAACAGAUAUUACCAUGAAGCACAAACUUGGGGGCGGUCAGUAUGGAGAGGUUUAUGUUGGAGUCUGGAAGAAAUACAGCCUUACCGUCGCUGUGAAGACACUGAAGGAAGAUACCAUGGAGGUAGAGGAGUUCCUGAAAGAAGCUGCAGUGAUGAAGGAAAUCAAGCAUCCUAAUUUAGUACAACUGUUAGGUGUGUGUACCCUUGAGCCACCAUUUUACAUUGUGACGGAAUACAUGCCGUAUGGGAAUCUGCUUGAUUAUCUCCGGGAAUGCAACCGCGAGGAGGUGACGGCAGUUGUGCUACUUUACAUGGCCACUCAGAUCUCUUCUGCAAUGGAGUAUUUGGAGAAGAAGAAUUUCAUCCACAGAGACCUUGCUGCACGGAACUGCCUCGUGGGAGAGAACCAUGUGGUGAAAGUGGCUGACUUUGGUUUAAGUAGGCUGAUGACUGGAGAUACCUACACUGCUCAUGCUGGAGCCAAAUUUCCUAUUAAAUGGACAGCACCUGAAAGUCUGGCCUAUAAUACCUUUUCAAUUAAAUCUGACGUUUGGGCUUUUGGAGUACUGUUGUGGGAAAUUGCUACAUAUGGAAUGUCACCAUAUCCAGGUAUUGACCUAUCUCAAGUCUAUGACCUACUGGAAAAAGGAUAUCGAAUGGAACAGCCUGAGGGAUGCCCUCCUAAAGUAUACGAACUCAUGAGAGCAUGCUGGAAGUGGAGCCCUGCCGACAGGCCCUCUUUUGCCGAAACCCAUCAAGCUUUUGAAACAAUGUUCCAUGACUCCAGCAUCUCUGAAGAGGUAGCUGAGGAGCUUGGCAGAGCUGCCUCCUCAUCAUCUGUGGUUCCAUACCUGCCUCGAUUGCCUCUGCUUCCUUCCAAGACACGGACCCUGAAGAAGCAGGGGGAGAACAAAGAGAACAUAGAUGGGGUCCUUGAAGCCUCCGAGAGCCUGGCCUCCAGCUCGGCACCAGCAGGAUUCAUUAGAAGCGCACAGGCCUCCAGUGGGUCCCCAGCUCUGCCUCGAAAGCAAAGAGAUAAGUCACCCAGCAGCCUCUUAGAAGAUGCCAAAGAGACAUGCUUCACCAGGGAUAGGAAGGGAGGCUUCUUCAGCUCCUUCAUGAAAAAGAGAAAUGCCCCCACGCCCCCUAAACGCAGCAGUUCCUUUCGAGAAAUGGAGAAUCAGCCCCACAAGAAAUAUGAACUCACGGGUAACUUCUCAUCUGUUGCUUCUCUACAGCAUGCUGAUGGGUUCUCUUUCACUCCCAGCCAGCAAGAGUCGAAUCUGGUGCCAGCCAAGUGCUAUGGGGGGAGCUUUGCACAGAGGAACCUCUGUAAUGAUGACAGUGGUGGGGGUGGGGGCAGUGGCACUGCUGGGGGCGGGUGGUCUGGCAUCACAGGCUUCUUUACACCUCGCUUAAUCAAAAAGACACUGGGCUUGCGAGCAGGUAAACCCACAGCCAGUGAUGACACUUCCAAGCCUUUUCCAAGGUCCAACUCUACAUCUUCCAUGUCCUCAGGGCUUCCAGAGCAGGAUAGGAUGGCAAUGACCCUUCCCAGGAACUGCCAGAGGUCCAAACUCCAGCUGGAAAGGACAGUGUCCACCUCUUCUCAGCCAGAAGAGAAUGUGGACAGGGCUAAUGACACGCUUCCAAAAAAAUCUGAGGAAGGUGCUGCUCCAGCCAGGGAGAGACCAAAAGCCAAACUCUUGCCCAGAGGAGCCACAGCUCUUCCCCUGAGAGCCCCUGAUGCAGCCAUCACAGAAAGUGACUCUCCAGGGGUAGGGGUGGCUGGAGUGGCAGCUGCCCCCAAAGGCAAGGAAAGGAAUGGUGGGACGCGACUUGGAGUCGCUGGAGUCCCAGAGGAUGGAGAGCAGCCAGGCUGGUCUUCCCCAGCCAAGGCUGUAGCUGUCCUCCCAACCACUCACAACCACAAAGUGCCAGUUCUUAUCUCACCCACUCUGAAACACACUCCAGCUGAUGUGCAGCUCAUUGGCACAGACUCUCAGGGGAAUAAAUUCAAGCUCUUAUCUGAGCAUCAGGUCACAUCCUCUGGAGACAAGGAUCGACCCCGCCGUGUAAAACCAAAGUGUGCCCCACCCCCGCCGCCAGUGAUGAGACUACUGCAGCAUCCGUCCACAUGCUCAGACCCUGAGGAGGAGCCGACGGCCCCACCUGCAGGACAGCACACUCCAGAAACCCAGGAGGGAGGAAAAAAGGCAGCUCCAGGGCCAGUGCCCAGUAGUGGGAAACCUGGGAGGCCCGUGAUGCCUCCACCCCAAGUGCCUUUGCCCACGUCUUCCAUCUCGCCAGCCAAAAUGGCCAAUGGCACAGCAGGUACUAAGGUGGCUCUGAGAAAAACCAAACAGGCAGCUGAGAAAAUCUCAGCUGACAAAAUCAGCAAAGAGGCCCUGCUGGAGUGUGCCGACCUACUGUCCAGUGCAAUCACGGAACCUGUGCCCAACAGCCAACUGGUAGACACUGGGCACCAGCUGCUCGACUACUGCUCAGGGUACGUGGACUGCAUCCCUCAGACUCGCAACAAAUUUGCCUUCCGAGAGGCUGUGAGCAAACUGGAACUUAGCCUACAGGAGCUGCAGGUGUCUUCCACAGCUGCUGGUGUGCCUGGGACAAACCCUGUCCUUAAUAACUUAUUGUCAUGUGUACAGGAAAUUAGUGAUGUGGUGCAGAGGUAGCCAUUGUCAGCCUAGGGGGAAAAGGCACACAUUUCUGAGGGGAGAGGGAAAGGGACUCGUUUUCCUGUGUUCUUGUUUUCAAAAGUGAAAGACUGAUACUUGAGUGCGUUUAUGUGAAGUACCUCAGAUCCCUGAGUUCUCACGUUUACAGGUUCAUCUCAAAAUAGCAAAAAGGAAAUCACAUAAGUAGAUAAGACAUCAAUUUGGUGGAUCAGGGCAGUGUGGACAGAAUUGGAAACUGCACUGGAAACUGCAUCUGUAUACGUCAUAAAAAAGUACAGCCCUCCCUAUCUGGAAUGGCCUGUGGUGAUCCAUUGGGCUGCUCUUAGUUGUUCGGUAUCACGAAACGGGCCUUGACCUGGCAGGUCCUGGGGAUGGUUGUGCUUUAGUUCACCCAACAAAUUUGGGGAACAGAAGAAAGUAAAGUGAGGGAUGUAGCAGGAGUGUUUUACUCAAGGCUGUUGGAAGUGGCUGUUGGUCUUGCUUCCAUGGAUCAUUGCUGCUGUGUCAAGAACUGCAAAUUAGAUUGCUAGAAUACUCAUCUGGGAAACAUGGCCCUUUCAAUCUGCUUUUGCCCUGCUUGCCAUGGGUGUAUGAGUUGGUGCAGGAAGUACAGAAUACAAGAGAAGUUUAGUCAGAAUGACCCCACCAAAACUCUCGAGGUGAUUAGUAGUCACGUCUCCCCCUCUUCCAGCAUGUUACUUCCUAGUGGGCCAGUGUCCACUCACUGCUUCUUGGUAGCUCUCUGUAAACCAUGGGUGUAGGGGCUGUCUUGGGGGUUCUUCUCUGUCCCUUGCUGGGCAGGCUGUCUUCCUUUAUAUCUGGCAGCAUUCAGGGCAUUACCCAGCAUCAAUGUUGAAAAUAGUGGUCACUACAGGUUCUCAUAGGAGAGACCUCUUGUGCCCCUGAAUACUGACGUAAUGGCCACGUGAGCAGCUAGACAUAAUCUUUUGUUAGAUAAAAUACCAAGCAGAUACAGUACCUUAUUGAAAACUGGCCCAGAGGCCUGAGACUGAGGAGCUUGCUUAAUCCACGUAGCCACUUGGACCUUUACCCUCCUGAUUACCUUAAGCUGAUCUGGGUGGACAGUCGGGGCUUCAACGAGGGCUUGCCUCCACAGUAUUCUCAUGGCCUUUUUCCUUGCUCACACAUUAUCCCCAACCCUUUGUUGCACUUGGAGUUUGUGUUGGAAAUAUAUUUAUUUUGUCCUUUCAUCUCUGUCUAAGAAUGCAUAAUAAUAAGGGGUGGGUUAUUUUCAGGGAGUACCAGUUAGAUCCAGAAACCUAAAGGUUUAACCUACAGGUAGGUUUUGCCCUUGAAAAAUGGGCAUUUCCCUUCCCUAAUUACAGUUAUGGAAGCUAUUUAAUAGAGUAACAUGGAACAGAACAGGUUACAUAUUAUUGAUGUUUUUGGUGCUGGGACUAUUUCCAGUUACUGGUUUUUACUUUGUGAACACCCCUUUUAUUCUUUAGAGAGAACCCAAUACAAAAUGUCCUGAUUUUUUUCCUUCCAAAGGAGUAUUAAUGUGGGAAGAUAGGAAUUCAGCACUGAGCAGUGUUUUCUUCCUGACUGUCACUGAUCUGCUGUCAAGUCACUGCCCAUCUUUUGAUCUAUUAAUUGAAGGCAAUAGCCCACAUUCUCAAGAGUGUUUUGCAGACUAAUACACAGCUUCCUUUGAGAGCUUUUCUCAAAAGCUCUUUACUUAAUGUUUUUAUGUUGGGCAGCUUUUCAUUCUCUUCGCUGAAUCACAAAUAAGAAACUUUAGAACUGCUGUCUUGACAAUAAUUGGACUAGAAUCCUAAGGGGAAACUAUUUCAAGUUGCAUUUGGCAUCCUUGACCAAGGAAGAAAUUUAGUUUUCAUUAUAAAGAAAUAAAAUGUGGCUACAUAUCACUGCUGCUCCAGAUAAGGCUCAGGGUAAGAGGAGGCUUGGGGUGGAGGAGAUAGCCCCUGAAGGUUAGUGUUCCCACAGCUGCAUUCUGGCUGCUAGAGAUCAGGUUAAUGCCCCUGUAGUCUCUGAAAGAGAACACUCCCUCCUCCUCCUUUACCACUCUCUGCCAUCGGAUGCACCCAUAAACUUGAAUUUAUUUUAGCAGUUAGUUUUGUACAGGUGGGGAAGAGAAAGCUAAAAUUUGAGGCCAUUAUUAAUGCUGCUUUUAAAGUUUAUCUCUGUCAUAGUGGGAUAUCUUAAGCAAUGGUUGUUUUCAGGUUUGGGUCUUGUUUUGUUUGUUUGUUGUUGGUUUUCCCUUCAGAGUUCUGAAAACAGGCUUGGAGAAACACUACUGAGUCUCUCAGCUCUCUGCUUUUCUCAGUCUGAAGUGCUGAGUCAAGGCCAUGUCGUGCUCACAGAGGAACCUCACUAAAUCCCUGAGUUGAAGUGACUUUUCUCUCAGUUCUGUUACGAGUAGCAUUAGCUGUUGUAGCACAAUUCUCUCUGCAUGAUCAGGAACUGUGGACUUGUCAGGGAUUGAGGUCUCGGGCCAAAGAGGCAUUGUCAGCUUGCUAUGAAAGAAUUAUUUGGGUUUGUCACAUAUCUGCCUGCAAGGGGCCAGCUUAGAAAAGGGGAGAGAGAAAAAAAAAAAAAAACAGCAAAUUAUAAGGUUUGAAUCUAGAGAAAACUACUUUUAGAAACUAAAAAUGUAAUCUCUUGUAUAGCCUAAAAACAAAGCAGAUGGCAAGAGAAAAGGUUCAGGGUGUCUGGCAGUUCCUCAAGCCGUUAGAUCUAUGCAUAUCUUUGGAUUGUCACAGCUUGAUUACUUUCAUAUAAAAGUCUUGUGAUUUUAGUUGGAUUUCCCACCUUCAAAUGCAAUGUUCUAUAUAGAAUAUGUUCUAAUUAUGCUUUAUAGGAAGCGUUUUUUCAAACUUUGGGUACAAUUAUAUUUCACAUUUUCAGGUGAUUCUCAUCAUGACGUUCACAGAGAGACCUUAAAAUUGGCCCUUUGUAAAAGAUGUGUUUUGCAAUGACUUGAACUGAAUUGAGCAUGAUACACCAAGUUUUGAUCUGUCAUGUAAGAACCUGAUUUGGUCAUUUUCACGAUGGCCCCUGUAUAAGGUGUGUGGUGCACAGUGGGAACUCCAUGGGUGUUAACUGCUAGUGAUAACUCCUGACGCAGAAGCACACAUUAACCCUCCAGAGGUUUUUUAAAGGAAAACUGGUGAAUUAGCCCAACUCUCUAUUGGAAUUUGUGGUGGGGUGAGACUAGCAAGUGUGUUUCCCAGAGCUUAUCCAGGUUUCACACACUCAUCACUGACAGAAGAUGAGGCUGGGAAUAUUAGCUGUCACUAGUCCAUGUCUUGGAGCAGUCAGUGGCAGAGCUGAGGCUAGAAUGCAGGAGCCCUGACACAGCAGCGUCGCUCCACACCUGCUGCCUUGUGGGAUGCUCAGCUAGACAAUCUGUAUACUUGGUGCCGCACACUUCUAAAGCACAGGCUCUGGCAGGCCCUGGCCAGGAGGGGCUUGGAUGUUCAGUAAUGGCAGUGUAGCUGGACAAGCCAUCAGUAGAACUUGGUUUUGAGGAGAACAUAGCACCAUUCUUCCAGACCUCAGCCACACAGAAAUCUGCACUUUGUAGUUGAAGAAUACCAGCUUCAGUUGUUUAAAAACAAAAAAGAAAAGAAAAAAAAAAAAAAAACAGUCCUACAUUCCUUUUUGUUCAAAAAUAAAUCUGUCGUUUGGUGUCAUUUUAAUGACUGUGAGAUAGUGUGUCUGAAAGCACCUUGAGAAAUCAAAUGCAAAUCAGCUGUACAGUUGUAUUACGAAUGUCUGUACAGGGUGACCCAGCUUGGAGCUGCAGCUAGAGAAUCACCUCCAUAGUUUGUUGCGAAGGUACAUAUGAAACUGCUAAAUGAGUAUGUGAAGAUCCUGCAAAUGUUUGCUAACAGUUCAGAGCUAAGGACCUUCAGAACAUUAGGGACCAAUUCCUUGGUUUAAUUCUCAUCUUUAAAGUAGUCAGGUGACAGCAUGUGAUCAACAGUAACAACAGUAAUGCAAGAGAGCCAAGCUCAGACCAGCCAGGCUGCAGAGUGAGACUGGAGGAGGGCUUGCUCCCCUUGGAGCCUGGCGGCUCUCCCAGGCCCUGGACGGGAAGAUGAAGGCCCUCUUUUUCUUGAGCACUCGUCUACUGCACACAUGCUGGGCUCUUGGCGUCCUUGCCAUGGUAGGAGCAGACUCAUUUCCCAUUGGUGUUGACAGCAUCUUUUUAAAACAUGCCUUGGGGGCUUGGAGGGGUUAGGGGAAGAAGACUGAUGUACUUGGAGAAUUUCUAGAAUUUUCUGUCGGUUAUAAACAACAUUGGCAUUUAUCAUCUCCUUAAAAAGUAACUGAGCUUAAGUCACCUAUUAGUUCUAAUAUGAUAGUAUGAUAGUUAAUAACCUAUCCUACGCUCAGGUAGAUCAUGUGGAGAUGACUUACAUCAGGCUGCACUCUAUAUUCUGACCACCCUGUAUUUUUCUAGUAAAUCAUGCGGAGGCAGCUUACAUACAGCUGCACUCUACUCUGACCUCUCCGUGUUUUUCUGCCUUUGCUAGUGAUAUCAUUGUCAUCAUUAGGCCGUAUCUUCCUUCAGGGGAGUUGGUAUGGGGUUGAGAGUCGUCUUUAUUUCUGUUCUUAGUGAUCUUGCAUGCAUUAACUUGCUUCAUCUGAAUCUGGGAUCCAUCUUUUUGCCCUUAGCAUCUGCUAUGGCCAGUACUUUUUAUAUUUCCUGUCAACUGCCUUAGCUUCAUCAAGCCAGUAGCCCAGUUCUUUGAAAUUGCCUGUUUCUGUUUGGGUGUUGUAGGCAUGCAGAAGCCUAGAGUAAGGCAGCUCCAAGGGACCCUGCACACAAACUGGCUGAGGCAGUCCAAGGGUUCCUGUGGCUCCCAUGCUGCCGUUGCCUCUGAGGCAGAGAGGUGAGGCUUCUAAAAUUUGGCCUACUUCUUAAGUUUUAUGCAUGGAGUUCCAGUUUUUCCAGCAUAUUGGGUCAGUAGUGCUUUGAGCAGUGGCUCCUGUCUCCUGUGCUGGUCAGCAGAGCACAGUGGCCCAGCUUCACUGCUAUUGCCUGUGAUCCUGCUACUGAGGAGGCUGGCAUGACUCACCCUGCUCUCAAGCGCUGGCAGCUGACUCUUGUGGCUCCAGCUUGUUUUUAUAAGGCUGCUACUUGUGUGUGAUAAAUUUCCUUUUGGACUAGCUUCCCAGGUGCCAUGGGAGGACCCUGGAUAAGGUGUGGGGCAGUUUAUCUUGAUUAGAAGCUGCCAGAAGUCAUCCUCAGGAUUGUACCUUCAAAGAUGGGUCCUGAGUGUUGCUGGGAGAAAUACUUGCCUGCUGGGUUGGUGUGCAUAACUAUUGAACUAGAGCUGUUGAAACAAGCCUCACCAGGGUUCAAAGUCCCUAUUGGUUCAGACCCCCACUCAUCUCUGCACAGGAGAUGCCAACUGGCAGCUUGCUGCUGCGCCUUUCUCAGCCCUGUGUGAUGAGCUGAGGGAAGGAAGCCCCUUUUGGACCUGCCCUUCCCUCCUCACACACUCCCUUAGCUCCGUGUACACCUGUAAACCUGAGGCUGUUUACAUCUCCUGGAUAAUAAUAUUCUCAUUUCCCUGUCGCUGUAAACCUGAACACAGUAGCAGAACCCUGGUAGCCAGAAAGGACAGGUGAGUGGCACACUGAGUGGGUCUGCAAAUUUACCGUCAUCUAAGGGUCCUCGGGCAUAGCAUCUUCAGGGAAGAAUAGGGCUGUUCUGCAGGUCCUGAAUUACUCAGCCGUUCCCAGAGUAUGGACCCUAGCCCGUUAGCACAUGGGGGAGACAUUGUCAUACUAACAAGGUAGUGAAAGGAAAUGCUGCGGAUUCUGUGGGUGGAGCUCGCUUAGGUUUGCUUCUGAGCCUCUGAAUAGUUUAACAUCUUGUUUUUUGUAACCAUACAAUUUAGGGCACGUGGGACUUAAUAAAAAUUUCUCAUACGUAGGUUCCUAGUUUUCAGCAGUUAUAAAACAACAAGUUUAUUGUUGAGUCAGAAUAGUGCUGCAGAGGGCUGCAGUGCUCCAGAACCAUUAGUUCCCACAUUAUGUUUGGUAUUCUUAAGGACCCAUGCUAUGCAUUGGGAAUGGCAAGAAUGCUGAUGGUCAGGGCCACAUGAACGAGCAUUCUUGAUCUCCAUGGCCAGCUUCCACUAUGCCACCUGACCUCCAUCUUGAGAAAUGGCCUUCAGGGAAAAUGAGUAUUCAGAAAUUAAAGAGAAGGUGAGGUUCUCUCUGCAGCUCCUUAUCACCUGUGGUGUGGUGAGCAUGCCGCCUUGAGCAGCUCCCUGAGCACACUGCCCACACAGACCCAUACUUUGUAGCCCCUGCACUUCCUCCCCUUUGCAGUCUGGUUCUGUCGUGACUAUCAGUGGAGAAACGCCGAUUUGUGCUUGCUUGGUAAAAGUAAAUACAAACAUUUUGUGGUUGAUAGAACUUUGUCCUGAAACUUGCUAAUUCAGACUCUUUAAAACUAAUGUUUAUACCAAAGGUUACACUGCAGGCGAAGGUGGUGCACAGAGGGUGAUGCCCACAGUGGGCGCUGUGUGCCUUGCUAAGGGGACACAGUGCCCAGUGAGACCAUAUGGGAUUUGACUAAAACACAUCAGUCUUGGGUCACACUACCACUGUUGUCAAGUAUUUGUUCUUAAUUGUUCUUGUAAUAUAUUUUCAGUUGUUUUUCUAAUUUAAUUCUCUCACUCUGUUGUCUGACUGUGAACUGCUAACAGUGUUAAACUUGAUGUAAAUAAAUGAUGCCCUAGGCAGGGACUGCUUCCUGCUGUGUCUCACAAGGUUUGCAAGUUGUGUUUUGUUUUAAAUAAAGGUUGAAAUAUUUUAUCGGCAAAA
Messenger RNA from Meriones unguiculatus (Mongolian gerbil), 11280 nucleotides. It is a transcript of the gene Abl2, whose product is annotated as ABL proto-oncogene 2, non-receptor tyrosine kinase. The record is from RefSeq and is a predicted model, not a curated record. The transcript is spliced from 12 exons. Gene Ontology annotation, molecular function: protein binding; ATP binding; non-membrane spanning protein tyrosine kinase activity. Bases 946 to 4446 code for a protein of 1166 amino acids. Lineage: Eukaryota; Metazoa; Chordata; Mammalia; Rodentia; Muridae. Gene Ontology annotation, biological process: protein phosphorylation; regulation of apoptotic process.